CCCCCCCUCGCUGAUCCUCUGCGCCUGUCCACUCAGUCUGCCCUGAAGCUGCCUAGUGACCAAGAACUGGAACCAAGUUUGGUCGCAGCUGACAUCGCUGCCCAGAUGGCCUCCAGGCUGACCCCGCUGACCCUCCUGCUGCUGCUGCUGGCUGGGGAUAGAGCCUUCUCAGAUACCAGCCACAGCACCCAGGAUCCAUUGGUCACUCAAGAGGAAAGCAGAGACAUCUUUCCUGAGAGAGACGAUCCAUGGAGUCCCAUCAAGCAUACAGUACAGUCUUCUACCGGGCCAACAACCAAUGCAUCCACCAAAUCCACAGCCAACACCACCCAGUCCUUCAUCCAGCCCAGUCAACCGACUGCACAGCAACCCAUGGAUUCUCCCAGCCAGCCCCCUAUAAAUCCUUCCAGCCAGCCCCCUAUAAAUCCUUCCAGCCAGCCCCCUUUAAAUUCUCCCAGCCAGCCCCCUAUAAAUUCUCCCAGCCAGCCCCCUAUAAAUUCUUCCAGCCAGUCCUCCAUGGAUCCUUCCAGCCAGCCUUCCACAGCCACAGAUCCUUCCAGACAGUUCCCCAUGGGUCCCACCAGCCAGCCUUCCACAACCACGGAUUCUCCCACCCAGGCUCCCACUGAGCCCUUCUGCCCAGGGCCCCUGGCUCAGUGCUCUGAUUUAGACAGAGGCUCCUCAGAGGUUACGCUGGCAGAGGCUUUGACAGAGUUUUCUGUGAGGCUCUAUCAUGCCUUCUCAGCCACCAAGAAGGCUGAGACCAACAUGGCCUUCUCGCCAUUCAGCAUUGCAAGCCUCCUCACACAGGUCCUUCUUGGGGCUGGAGACAGCACCAAGAGCAAUUUAGAGGAUGUCCUUUCCUACCCCAAGGAUUUUGCCUGCGUCCACGAGGCUCUGAGAGCCUUUUCGUCCAAAGGUGUGACUUCUGUGUCACAGAUCUUCCACAACCCAGACCUGGCCAUAAGGGACAUUUAUGUGAAUGCCUCUCAGAGCCUAUAUGGAAGCAGCCCCAGAGUCCUGGGCCUGGACAGUGAUGCUAACUUAGAACUCAUCAACACCUGGGUGGCUGAGAACACCAACCACAAGAUCAUCAAGCUGCUGGACAGCCUGCCCUCUGACACCCGCCUUGUCUUGCUGAAUGCUGUCUACUUGAAUGCCAAGUGGAAGAAAGCGUUUGAAGAGAAAACUGGGAAGGCAUCUUUCCGCUACAAAAACUCUGUGAUUAAAGUGCCCAUGAUGAGUAGCAAAAAGUACCCGAUGGCCCAUUUCAGUGACCAGACUUUGAAGGCCAAAGUGGGACAGCUGCAGCUCUCUCACAACCUGAGCUUUGUGAUCAUGGUGCCCCAGAGCCAGAAGCACAAACUUGAAGACAUGGAAGAGGCACUCACCCCCACUGUCUUCAAAGCCAUCAUGAAGAAGCUGGCACUGUCUAAAUACCAGCCCACCUACCUGAUGAUGCCUCGAAUCAAAGUAAAGAGCAGCCAAGACAUGCUGUCAGUCAUGGAGAAAAUGGAAUUCUUUGACUUCACUUACGAUCUCAACCUUUGUGGGCUAACUGAGGACCCAGAUCUUCAGGUGUCUGCCAUGAAGCACCAGACCGCACUAGAGCUGACAGAGACCGGUGUGGAGGCAGCUGCAGCCUCAGCCGUCUCUGUGGCCCGAAACUUAAUCAUCUUCGAAGUGCAGCAACCCUUCCUCUUCCUGCUCUGGGACCAGCAGCACAAGUUCCCAGUCUUCAUGGGUCGGAUACAUGACCCCAGGGCCUGAGACAGGCAGCAGGAGGCUUGAGUAAGCCCUGCUACCCAGGCUUCAGCUCAGCCAGUUAAUGCCUUGCCGCUGCCUUCCUUCCCUAGCCACUGCCAGACUUAGGCUCAGGCAGAGGGAACUGUUUUCAUCCACCAACCCCAUGGCACCAACAUGCUCUCUAAACCACUGUGUGCAGCUUUAUGGUUCAAGUUUACCAGACUCUACAAUAAAACGUGCAGACAUUUCUUCUCUUA
This is a messenger RNA of Mesocricetus auratus (golden hamster), 2003 nucleotides long. It is a transcript of the gene Serping1, whose product is annotated as serpin family G member 1. The transcript is spliced from 8 exons. The coding region runs from base 106 to 1770 and encodes 554 amino acids. The record is from RefSeq and is a predicted model, not a curated record. Gene Ontology annotation, biological process: negative regulation of endopeptidase activity. NCBI's taxonomy places the organism in Eukaryota, Metazoa, Chordata, Mammalia, Rodentia, Cricetidae. Gene Ontology annotation, molecular function: serine-type endopeptidase inhibitor activity.